This is a messenger RNA of Kickxella alabastrina, 6812 nucleotides long. RefSeq lists its product as uncharacterized. The record is from RefSeq and is a predicted model, not a curated record. The coding region runs from base 195 to 6713 and encodes 2172 amino acids. Gene Ontology annotation, biological process: post-transcriptional tethering of RNA polymerase II gene DNA at nuclear periphery; protein import into nucleus; RNA export from nucleus. The transcript is spliced from 2 exons. Gene Ontology annotation, cellular component: nuclear pore cytoplasmic filaments; nuclear pore. Gene Ontology annotation, molecular function: structural constituent of nuclear pore. Lineage: Eukaryota; Fungi; Kickxellomycota; Kickxellomycetes; Kickxellales; Kickxellaceae.
GGUUUGAUGGGAAUAUUCGCUUUUUUGCUUUGCGUCUGCUAUAAUUCCCAAUUUCAUUUAUCUUUCUUCAAAAUCAUUAUUCAUUGGCUCUCAUUUCGUCUAAGAAUCUUUGGCAUCAAAUCACACGUUUACUAAAAACUCAGGCGCAAUACAUAAUUUAACACAAGAAAAAAAGUUUCUGUCAUCUAUUAAAAAUGUUUGGUUCUGGCGGCGGCUUUGGAGGCGGCGGCUUUGGACAAAGUAAGCCCAGCAGCUUUGGAGGCUUUGGACAGGCAGCAAACACGGGUGCCAAUACGGGCGGUGGCUUUGGUGCAAACAACAGCAGCAGCAUUGGCGGUGGCUUCGGAGCAGGCGGCAACGCCACUGGUGGCUUUGGUGCUGGUGCCGCUGGUGGCGGAGGCUUUGGCGCUGGUGGGGGAUUUGGCGGAGGCGCCAGCGCUGGUUUUGGUGGCGGCGCCAGCGGCAGCACGUUUGGCGGCUCAGUGGCUCCCAGCUCGACUGUCGGCGGGUUUGGACAAAGCACGCAGUCCAGCCUGUUUGGCGGCGGCGGUGCUGCGGGAGGAUUCGGGUCGAGUGUGACAGCUACGGGCACGGCUCGCGCUGACUUUGAGCCGUACGUGGACCCCACGGGCCUCGGCAACAAGGAGAAGUUUAUGAACAUUUGCUUCAACAAAGUGUACAAGGACUACUCACCUGAAGAGCUGCGCCUCCAGGACUAUGAGGCCGGUCGCAAGAAGGCUGAUGCCGCACCAGCGGCUGGCGGUUUUGGUCAGCAGUCUGCAUUUGGCCAGCAGCAGCAGACCGGCUUUGGGCAGCAGCAGCAGCCUGCGGCCGGAGGCUUUGGCGCUUCGGCCACUGGGUUUGGCCAGCAGCAGCAGCAGCCGCAGGCGGGCGGCUUUGGCUCUAGCGGCUUUGGGCAGCAGUCGUCUACGACCGCAGGCGCAUUCGGGCAGGCGGCCAAGCCGGCCGGAGCAUUCGGGUCGGGCUUUGGCGGCGGAAGCGGCAUUGGUGGAUUCGGCCAGGCUGGCACGGCCGGCGGCAGCCUCUUUGGCUCGUCAGCAGCGGCCAACAAGCCUGCCACCGUAGGCUUCGGCUCAAACGCAGGCGCCAUGGGCUCGCGGUUUGGUGCCACAGGCACCACAGGAUCCACAGGACCCACAGGAUUUGGCGCUUCGGGAACCACCGGCUUUGGAGCACCUGCCGGUACUGGCUUUGGCGCAUCCAACACGGGCGGCGCCUUUGGUUCACAGCAGCAGCAGCAGCCCAGCACGGGCUUUGGCGCGCAGUCGACUGGAUUUGGCGGCGCCGCCACUACAGGUUUUGGCGCCACACCCGCAAAGCCCGCGUUCGGUGGCUUCGGGCAGCAGCAGCCCGCAGCAGCAGCCGGCGGAGGACUCUUUGGACAGACCACCACAGGAGGCGGCUUUGGGCAGCAGCAGCAGCCGGCGUCGACUGGAUUUGGCCAGGCUGCUGGCGGCGCAUUCGGCAGUACUGGCGGGGGCCUGUUCGGUCAGAGCAACACCACUGCCCAGCAGCCGGCUGCCAGCGGAGGCCUCUUUGGUCAGAACACCGCUGCCCAGCAACCAGCUGCCAGCGGGGGCCUCUUUGGCGCCAAGCCCGCAGCCCCAGCCACGGGCGGCGGCCUGUUCGGCACCAACACUGCCACAAAUGCCACCGGUAGCGGGCUGUUUGGCAACACGGCCAACACUGGCGGCGGUCUUUUCGGCCAGCCCCAGCAGCAGCAGCAGCAGCAGCAGACGGCUGCAGGCGGCCUUUUCGGAAACACAGCGGCCGCUGGCAACACGAGCGGUGGGCUUUUUGGGGCCAAGCCGGCCACAGGCAUGGCAGGCGGUUUGUUUGGACAGACCAGCACUGCCGCCAACACCGCUGGCGGCGGCCUGUUCGGCAACGCUGGAGCGACACCGGCCACCGGCGGUCUAUUUGGCCAGCCUCAGCAGCCCCAGCAGCAGCAGCCCUCCACUGGCGGCAGCCUGUUUGGCAACGCUGGAUCCACCAACACCAUGGGCGGCGGGCUGUUCGGCGCCAAGCCAGCCACAGGCACUGGGCUCUUUGGGGCGCCGGCAGCCGGGGCGUCGAGCACUGGAUUCGGGCUUGGGUUUGGCGGCAGCAGCCAGAUGGCGCAGCCGCAGCAGCUGCAGCAGCAGCAGGCGACCUCGCUGUUCGGCGGGUUUGGCCAGCAGCAACAGGCAGCCGCGCAGCCGCAGGCACCGCAGCCCAGCCUGUUCGCGGCGCAGAUCGACCGGCAGCCGUACGGGUCCAGCGCGCUGUUCGACCCGGCCCGGCUGUCAGCCAAGCAGCUUGCGCGCCCGAGCGGCAGCAGCCACCUGACAGCCACGCCGCUGCGCUCGGCGGCCGAGCAGGCGGCGGCGGCAGCGGCUGCGGAAAAGGAGCUAGAGCGCAAGAAGAAGGGCCUCAGCCUGUACUCUGCCGUGCCCAACAGCCGCCUGCGCUCGCGGGGCUUUGCCGCGGGCGGUGGGCCAGUCUCGGUGGGCAGCAGGACGCCGCUGCUGGGCGCGCUGUCGACGCCGUCGGCAGCGACGCCAUCGGGCCGUGGCGGCCAGGCGGGUGCGCAGCGCAAGCGCGAGCCCACCGUUGGGCUAUUUGGCAGCGACGGGUUCCUGGCGCCCAGCGCGCAGCUGCCACAGUCGAAUGUCAAGCGGCUGGUCAUCACGCGCAAGCCUGACUUUGGCUCGCAGUCGCCGGCCAGCGCAGCGGCCGCCUCCGGCGCUGCCUCUGCCGAGCCCAGCGCCUCUCCGCCGGCAGCGGCUGCCAGCGUCUGGGUGCCUGAGCCAGCUGAGGGGCCUCCGCCGCGCCGCACGUGCGCUACGGCCGUGCCCACGAGCGAGGACGAGGCUGGCGCCGCCGACGAGUGCGAUGGGGCUGGCAGCGCGUCCGGCGGAUACUGGAUGCGGCCGUCGCUGGCGGACCUGCGCGCCAUGUCGUCGCAGCAGCUACGCGCGGUCAAAAACUUUGUCGUCGGGCGCACAGGCGUCGGCCAGGUCAGCUUCAGCCGGCCGGUCGACUUGACGACUGUGGGCUCGCUCGGCGCGAUCGCCGGCGGCGUCGUCCUGUUUGACGACCGCGUGUGCACGGUGUACCCGGACGAGACCAACAAGCCGCCGCGCGGCCAGGGGCUCAACGUGCCGGCGACCAUCUCGCUGCACGACUGCUGGCCUGUCGACCGUGCAUCGGGCCAGCCCGUCGUCGACAUGGAGGACGCGCGCGUGCGCAAGCACAUCAAGCGGCUGCGCAAGAUCAGCGAGACGACGUUCAUCGACUUUGUCAACGGCACGUGGAUCUUCCGCGUCGAGCACUUUUCGCGCUAUGGCCUGGACGACGCCUUUGACGACGGCGACGGCGACGGCGACGGCGGAAUGGACGAGCCCGCCCUGCAGCAGCCGCAGCAGGGUUUUGGUAAGGCCACCGCAGAAUCUCCUUCUGGAGCACUGAGCCUCAUGGGCGGCUCGCGUGCGGUGGCCCAGCAGCAGCCCACGGUGGACGGCACCGGCUCGGUUGCCUCUGCCGCAGUCAAGCACAGAGGUUCCUUUGGUGCCGCGGCCGCCGCCGAGUCGGACUCGGGCGACGAGACCGCUGCCAUCAGCGCGUCGUCGGGCGACGAGGAGGGGCCGGCCGCCGCCACACGACUGGCCCAACAGCAGCAGCAAAGGCUGCCUCGCCCCCUGCUGCUAGGCAGCCGACACGCCGAGGCCCUGCGGCACGGCCCAGUGAUGCGCGCAUCGCUCUUUGCGCCGGCCGCCCUCGGCCCGGGUCCGGCGGCCGAGCCAGCCUCGCUGCGCACCCGGACCUUUGGACGCGUCCAGUCGCGCUCGGCAGCGGUGCCCUUCACGCUGCCUGUGGCACGCUCGUCGGCGCCCAGGCCGAGGCCUGCCCUGGUGUCGGCGCGCCGUGACUUCGGCACCGACUCGCGCCCGGGCUCGGCGCUGGACCUGCCGCCACCCGGCAAGUACCUGCGCGCUAGCGAGACGCGCGUCGCUCGCGCAAUGCUGGCGGCGCCGCAGCCGUACGCGGCAUCGCUGGCGCAUGGGCGGUCGGGCGUCAUCUGCGACGCCGGGCUGAUGAUGGCGCGCAGCUUCCGCGUCGCGUUCGGGCCGCAGGGCCAGCUCGUCUACCUGGGCGCCAGCCCCACGCGCGUCGUCGUCGACAACAUUGCACGCCACCUGCACGCGCCCUCGGCGCCCAGCGGCCAAGCGCUGGACUCGCAGCGCCUGCUUCACCUGGCGACGGUGCGCGCGCAGUGGGACCAUGCACGUGUCGCCAGCGCCAAGGACGCGCACGCGUGUCCCACCGUGUCGUUCCGCGCCGAUACGACGGCCGCGUCGGUCCUGGCCGCGCUGGUGCGCUCGACUGAUGCCGUUCUGCCGCAGUCGCUGCCGGCCGACGAGCGGCGCACGCUGGAACUGGCGGCUGCGCUGUUCGACGAUCUGCCGCGCGAGGCCGGCAGCGAGCGGCUGGCGCACGAGCAGGCGCAGCGCGUCCUCGCUGUGCGGCGGCGCCAGGCGCUGACCAGGUGGCUGAUGGCCGCCGUCCACGACUCGGUGCAGCGCGACCUGCUGCGCGCCGCCGAGAGCCGGUCGCCAGCGGCCGCCGCGGUCUUUGCGCUGCUGUCGGGCCACCGCAUCGAUGCCGCUUGCCUGGCCGCCUCAUCGCACCGCGACUACCGCCUAUCGACGCUCGUCGCGCAGUCGGGCGCCGGUGCGGCAGGCGGCGGCGGCAACGACCGCCAGGUGCAGGCACUGGUGCGCGCGCAGCUGGCGCAGCCGAGCGCUGUGGCGGCCGAGUACCGCCGCGUCUACGAGCUGCUGGCUGGAAAUGUGCGCCGCGAGUCGGCGCCGUCGGGCGACGUGUUUGUCGCCGAGGGCCUCGACUGGACGCGCGCCUUUGCGCUCGGCCUGUGGUACGCGCAGUCGCCAGCUGAUGCCGUCGCGGAUGCCGUUGCCAUGUACGACGACGCGCUGGCGCAUGGCGAGCCGGUUGCCCCGCCGCUGCCGCGCUGGGUCUUUGGCAAGCUGCCGGCCGAGGCGCCUAUGCAGCGGCUGCGCGCUCUGGCGGCGCAGUGCCACGGCGAAGCUGCUGGGGCUGCGCGCGUGGCUGUUGACCUGCACGUACGCGGUGUGUGGGAUGCCGGCUACCAGCUGCUGCGGCUGUUCAGCCAGCCGGCGUGGCCGCUUGAAAGCGCGCUGCCUGCCGAGUCGUUCUCGCCUGCGCGCGCCGACGCGCGUCUGCCGGCGCUGCUGGCGUGGCUGCUGAGCGCAGUGCGCGGCGUGCGCGGCUUCGACGACGCGACGCUGGGCACGCAGGGUCUCGUGUCGCUGGCGUACGACCGGCUGCUGACCAGCUGGGCGUUCCAGCUCGAGUCGCUGGGCCUGUGGCACUGGGCCUGCUUCCUGCUGUUGCAGCUAACGUCGUCCGGCGACGCACUGAAGGCCCACGCCAUCCGCUCGCUGCUCGAACGCUCGCUGGGCAGCUCGCUGCCGACAGGCACGCUGGCGCCGGCCGUGGGAUCCGACCUGCUGCCUGCGCUGACAGCGUUUGGCGGCAUCACCGCAGUGGCGAACGACGGUGAUUCCGAUUUGGCCGAGGAGAAGAUGGUUGCUUUUGCUCUGCGCCAGCUGCAUUUACCGCGCAGGUGGCUUGACGAGGCAUAUGCGACGCGCAGCCGCUACGACUGCGACUGGGUUGCGGCGCACGUCUCGCAGUACCGGCAGAAGCAGCGGAUCCAGCCUGCUGCCACUGCUGCUGACAGCGUGGUGCCUGCUGCUGUGUCGGGUUCUUACUUUGGUCAGUUCGCUCCUGCUGCGGCUGCCGCUGCAGCCCCAGCUGCAUCUGUUGUUAGCAAGGCCGCUUCCCCGCGCGUGCUCGAUGUCGUCGCCGAGGCCACUCUGCGCCAGGUCGCCUGGCUGCUGAGCGCCGGCCAUCUGGCGUCAGCCCACACGCUGGUGCUGCAGCGCAUCGCCCCCGAUGCCAUUCUGCGUGGCGACUACCACCUGCUGGCGCGCGUCCUCAGCCACCUUGACCCGACGGCAUCGGGCUCUGCCACUAUCACUACGCACUCACGCGUCCCGCUGGAGCAGUGGGCAUCAGGCGGCCACGUGUACUCGCUGUUCCUGUCUGCCGUCAACGGCCUGCCUGCCGUGCUCAAGCGCAUUGCUGCAGACGACAGUGACAGUGACAAUGACAGUGACGCCAGAUCUGGCGGCGGCAUGGACGCAGACUACCUGCAGCAGCAGAUUCGCCAGAUCUACCAGCAGAUGCUUGCUCUGCUGGAUGCGCUGCCCUCGCUGUCGGCCAAGUUUAACGUGCCAUCGGAGGCGUCUAUUGGCCUGUACGAUGGUGCGGGCGCAUGCUGGUGGUACUCGCGCGAUGAGUCAGCCGAGCUCAAGGUCAAGUACUCGGUGGCAGUGUCUGACAUGGCGUCAGUCAUCACCAGGUUUAUCCAGGAGCUGGAGGCCUGUGUGCCAGGUCUCUCACUAGCAAGCGCCGAUGCUGGCAACAUUGGCGGCGGUGACGGCGACGGCGACGUAGGCAUGGGUGUUGCUUCUCGACAGUGCUACUUCAUGUCGCCUGCCAACUCGGCCGCUCUCCCGCUUGCACAAGAUAUGCGCAUCUUGCGCACAUACCAGAUGGCCAGAUCAUGCUUUGACUCGCUAGUUGGCGGUGAGCUUGGCGCUUAGCCAGGAGCUUAGUGAUAUGUCUCUCGGGUUGACCUUUUUUCUUUCUAAAUAGCAAUAUUUUUUAAUUCAAUCGUGAACUUACAAACUGACGGAUCUUAG